AUGCCAAUGGAAAAGUCGAUAAUCCAGAAACUAGGAUUUGAUAAAAACUGGAAGUUCGAAAGAUUGGAUUGUAGGCUUGCAGAAAUUGAGUUCAAAUAUUACAACAUCAUUAAAAUUAUUCCAACCAAAUUCCUGGGAACUUUUUUAGUGAAAAAGAUGAGAAUUGGUACGGUAUCUCCUUCAAUUCUACUCCUUGUUUGUCUUUGUCUAAAGAAUUCUUUCGGCAUAGCGGACUAUCAGAGAAUGAUGCCGAAAGAGUCUACCGCUACAAUAAUCGAGACUACAGAAUCCCCGCCCACUGUACCUGUCACAAAAAAGGAGACUACUGUAGUUCCUACCACCCAAAGAAUCGAAACCACUACAACUUUGAAUCCAAAUAUUCGACUUAUCGAUGAAGCACAAAGGAACGCCUUUUUGGCUAGUAGCAACAAUCAUCGGGAUGUUCAUUUGGCUGGAAGAUUCGCGUUUGUUUGGUCUUGGGACCCCACUCUAGUCGAAUCAGCGACCGAUAGAAUUGCAAAUGAAUGUGACCCGAAAAUCGAUAAUUCUGAUGAACUUGAAGAGAUGAAGUUAACUUAUGAGGAUUUCCGGAAUAUUAGAAGAGAUAAAAAAACGUUGCACCCAAAAAUGAUGCAAGUCUACUAUCAAAUUGGAAUCGCUCGAGUUGGAUGUGCUGGAAGAGUGAAUUGUAAAAACGGGACCACCACUGAAGAGGAUACCUUCUAUUUUUGCCAUUUUGCUCCGAGCAACAUCACCGCUGAUGCGAGUUUUUCGACUGGAUUAAAUGACAAAUGCGAAAAACAUGCAAUGUAUUCAAAUUUAUGUUUGGAUGUCCCAGAAAAGCCAGCAGAAUAUGUGACGUCUCUUCCUGUCAGAAUUGUCUACAUAAAGAAAUCGACGUCUUCUGAAUUUAGAAUCCUUUCCUUGAUGAUUUCUAUGAUAUCCAUUGGAAUUUUUUCCUAA
Caenorhabditis briggsae is the source of this 963-nucleotide messenger RNA. The record is from RefSeq and is a predicted model, not a curated record. The transcript is spliced from 6 exons. Bases 1 to 963 code for a protein of 320 amino acids. Lineage: Eukaryota; Metazoa; Nematoda; Chromadorea; Rhabditida; Rhabditidae.